This is a messenger RNA of Nicotiana tabacum (common tobacco), 2445 nucleotides long. RefSeq names its product AAA-ATPase At5g57480-like. Lineage: Eukaryota; Viridiplantae; Streptophyta; Magnoliopsida; Solanales; Solanaceae. Gene Ontology annotation, molecular function: ATP hydrolysis activity; ATP binding. The record is from RefSeq and is a predicted model, not a curated record.
UAGCCCGGCCAGGCCCGGCCCGCUCCAUUUUACAAUCGGGAAGUAGCAGAAGAAGCCUAUUCUAAUUUUCCAUAAUAAGAUGCAAGAAAAAAGGGCUAAAAUUUUGAAAAAGAAGCUCUGUGCCUCACUAAAUACCAACUCUACAAUCCACCUAUAAGGUCCCAUCUUUGAUCUAUUCCGAACCAACUCAGCCAUCCAAAACUUGUUCUUUUGUCUUUAUGUUUUUAGACUCUUCCCUCCUUGUCAGUUGCGGGUCCCUUCUUUUCCCUGUAUUUGUAUACUAGUAGUAGUAUCUGAUAACUCUCUUUCUCAUUGCCAGCCAACUCUCUUCCCCAUUCCCAUCUCAAAACAAAAAGCUUGCACCUUUCUAGACUCCUUUUUAAUCCACAAGAAAAAACUUGCCAUUUUUCAGAAGAGCCCAUCAACCGAGUCCUUUGAAAAGAGUAGAAUAUACCUUUAAUCUCUCUUGAUUUCUCAUUGGUUCCCUUCUGUUUCCAAGAUUUACCAAACCCAUCGUUUCCUCUAAAAAACAAAAAUCACUCGUAAUCCAAGUAGAGAUUAUCAAUAUAGGAAGAAGUUGAUAUUUUUUCUUUUCUUGGGAUCCAUUACUGAGCAAGCCUCUCAUUCUAAACCACCCAACUUCCUCUAGUAGUAGAGAGAUAAGAAUAGGUAUACACACAUUUUGAUUGAGGGAUGAGAGAAUUGUGGACAACGCUGGCAUCAAUGAUGGGGGUAUGGGCUUUCAGUCAAAGCCUCCUUCAAACAGUUUUCCCAGCAGAAGUCCGUUUUGCGUCCCUCAAAUUCAUCCAUCGCAUCUGCAACUGGUUCUCUGCCUAUUGCUACUAUGACAUAACGGAGAUCGACGGCGUUAAUACGAAUGAGCUUUACAACGCCGUUCAACUCUACCUGAGCAGCUCUGCCUCCAUCACCGGGAAUCGCCUCAGUCUCACAAGGGGACUCAAUUCCAGCAGCAUCACUUUUGGGCUGUCCAAUAACGAUUCCCUCAUUGACACAUUCAAUGGUGUUAAAGUCCUGUGGGAACACGUGGUCAUCCCAAGGCAGGCCCAGACAUUUUCAUGGCGUCCGCUCCCAGAAGAGAAAAGGGGUUUCCUCCUACGUGCCAAGAAGAAAGACAAAGCAGUGGUGUUGGGCUCUUAUCUGGAUUUUGUCAUGGAAAAGGCAAAUGAAAUUAGGAGGAAAAACCAAGAUCGGUUGCUGUACACGAAUUCACGUGGGGGUUCACUUGAUUCCAGAGGCCAUCCUUGGGAGUCGGUACCCUUUAAACAUCCCAGUACUUUUGAUACACUUGCUAUGGAUCCUCACAAAAAGGCUGAGAUUAUGGCAGAUCUUUUGGAUUUUGCGAAUGGAGAAUCUUUUUAUCAGACAACUGGGAGGGCUUGGAAAAGGGGUUACCUUCUUUACGGACCACCAGGGACAGGCAAGUCUAGCAUGAUUGCUGCCAUGGCCAAUUUUCUUGGUUAUGAUAUUUAUGAUCUUGAAUUAACCGAGGUCCACACUAACUCCGAGCUCAGGAAGUUGUUGAUGAAGACGAGUUCUAAAUCUAUCAUUGUCAUUGAGGAUAUUGAUUGCUCUAUCAAUUUGACUAACAGGAAAAAUAAUAGCACCCAUUCAUUCUCACCUCCAGGAGCAGGAGCAGGAGCAGGGAGCAAUGAAGACGGUGGGAAUACUAUAACUCUUUCUGGUUUGUUAAAUUUUACUGAUGGUUUGUGGUCAUGUUGUGGCACUGAGAGGAUAUUUGUGUUCACAACUAAUCACAUUGAGAAGCUUGAUCCUGCACUGUUGAGGAGUGGGAGAAUGGACAUGCACAUUCACAUGAGUUAUUGCUCUUUUGCCGCACUCAAGAUUCUCUUGAAGAAUUACUUGGGAUACGACGAUGAUGAUGUGGAGAAGCAACUUCUUGAGCAAUUAGAGCAAGUAAUUGAAAAAGCUGAAAUGACACCUGCUGAUAUAAGUGAGGUGUUAAUCAAGAAUAGGAGGAAUAAAAACAAGGCUGUUUGGGAAUUGCUAGAAGCUUUGAGGACAAGGGCUGAGAGGAAUGAUGCUGUAAAAUCAAGUGCGGACGAUGAAGAGCAAGAGAAAAGGGCAUUAGAGAGUCCUAAAGAAGCAAAGUGUGACGAGGAAAAAGAAUCAUCAGGAUGACAAGGUACAUUAGUAAGUGAUAUUACAAGGGUUAAAAAAAUACUAUUAAAAUUUUGCUUCUUUAAAUCUUUGUGGAGGGAAAGAAGAGACAAUAAAAUUUGCUAUUCAUGACACAUUUUUUUUAGUGAAUGGGCUUGAAAGAAAGGUGGGGAUUGAGGGGUUCAAAUAGGCAAAACAUGAAUUGACUGUAAGACAAAGGCAUUGUUCUACUAUUGCUUGGUUUAGUUUAAGUCUAUUUUGAAACAUACAAAAAAUAAUGGAACCAAAGUAUGAUUUGUCGAUUUA